AUGCAAAUCCUGCGACCGGGUGAAGAGGCUGCCCAGCCUGAGCAUCCCCGGUUCACGGCGUUGCCAAGGCAGUCAACGGACGCAACCAAUCUGGCUCAAGAAGAUAUUUGCUGGGAGCCUAGCUGUAAAAAGCAGAAGUCUAAAUCCGACCAGAGGGGUGGGGGUGGGAUGACGAUAGAGAGUUCAGAUCCGAGGUGCCAAAUGUACAGACGAGUCUUCCAACUGUAG
Protopolystoma xenopodis is the source of this 228-nucleotide messenger RNA. NCBI's taxonomy places the organism in Eukaryota, Metazoa, Platyhelminthes, Monogenea, Polystomatidea, Polystomatidae. The record is from the annotation of a GenBank genome assembly.